This is a messenger RNA of Cajanus cajan (pigeon pea), 1613 nucleotides long. RefSeq lists its product as uncharacterized. NCBI's taxonomy places the organism in Eukaryota, Viridiplantae, Streptophyta, Magnoliopsida, Fabales, Fabaceae. The record is from RefSeq and is a predicted model, not a curated record.
UAGAAAGAAAAAGAGAAAACGCGUCAUAAAUAUUAAUUAAAUCAUAGAAAUGAAACUCAAAUCCCCACUUGUUCAGAUUCUUCCAUCCAGAAAUCAUUAAAUAAAAAGAGACUCCAACUCCAAUCCAAGAUCUUCAUAAUUCACUUGAGAGUUGAGUUGAGACACAUGUGCAUCCAACCAAACACAAACACAAACAGAGACAGAGACAGAGACAGAGAGUGAUAGGAAUAGGAUGCACGCCAAGACAGACUCCGAGGUAACAAGCCUGGCGGCGUCGUCCCCCACGCGCUCCCCUCCGCGGCGGCCUCUCUACUACGUGCAGAGCCCCUCCAGGGACUCCCACGACGGCGAGAAGACCGCCACGACGUCGUUUCACUCCACGCCCGUUCUCAGCCCCGUGGGUUCUCCCCCGCACUCUCGCCACUCCUCCUCCACGCGCUUCUCCUCCAAGAAGGACCACACUCACAACACCCUCAAGCCCUGGAAGCGAAUCGACGUCAUCGAAGAAGAAGGCCUUCUCCAAGGGGAUGAUCGCCGCCACUCCCUCCCUCGCCGCUGUUACUUUCUCGCCUUCCUUCUUGGCUUUCUGCUUCUCUUCUCCCUCUUCUCUCUUAUCCUCUGGGGGGCUAGUAGACCCAUGAAACCCAAGAUCUCCAUCAAGAGCAUAAAGUUCGAUCACGUAAGGGUCCAAGCUGGUUCGGAUUCAACAGGGGUGGCCACUGAUAUGAUCACAAUGAAUUCCACGUUGAAAUUCACAUACCGCAACACGGGCACAUUUUUCGGGGUCCAUGUCACCGCCACACCCGUGGAACUUUCCUACUCAGAGAUCGUAAUUGCUUCGGGAAACAUGAAGAAGUUUUAUCAAUCUAGGAGGAGCCAAAGGUUGGUGAGUGUGGCAGUGAUGGGUAACAAGAUCCCUCUAUAUGGGAGUGGUGCUAGCCUAAGUAGCACAACGGGUGUGCCCACAGUGCCUGUGCCAUUGAACCUUAAUUUUGUGCUACGAUCUAGGGCUUAUGUUCUUGGGAAAUUGGUGAAACCAAAGUACUACAAAACCAUUCAAUGUUCCAUCACUUUGGAUCCCAAGAAGCUCAAUGCUCCUAUUUCCCUCAAGAAAUCUUGCACAUAUGAUUGAUUCAUACAUGGGAUAGAGAAGAAGUGGAAGAAUGCACAUGGAAUAGAAUUAUUUGUAAGAAAAAAAUAAAUAAAGAUUAUUUUAUGAUUAAUGGGUUCUUUUGAAAAUGGGGAUACAGCUCACAGGGCAGUGACAUGGACGCGUUUUUGGGACUGUUUGGCUGCCUCAAUUUGCGGAAAGACAAAGACAUGUUGGGUUCGGUAGAGAAAUGUGUCUUGUGACAAUUUGUGAGUCAUCAUUUCAUCAAGACUUUAUUUAUUUAGUACUAUUAUUGUACUAAUUAUUUAUCCGAUUUUAAUUUAUUGAUUGUAAAAGUGACAAGUGAUUUGAUUCAUUCAAUCUCAAUGUUGUAAUUUUAUCUUUUUCUUAUGUAAUUAUGGUGUAAUUAUAGAGAUAUAAAUUUCGCUUAUUGAUCGAGUAGUUUCUUGAUCGUGAGUUUCAUGGUGGAGUCAUUAGUGGAGAGUGCAUGUUCAACGUAUCA